ACUCCAUAGAUUUAAAUAAAAUUUAAACUAAAAUAAUAAACAUAUAAUUAAAACAGUCUAAAGGCAAUAAUGUGUGGUAAAAUUUUCGAUCAUAAUACAAUCUACGGGGCACACUAAGAAAUUAUAUUUUGAAAUAAAUAUAAAAAAUCGUAUUCAUUUAAUUGCAAUGGUGAUAUUUAAUUUUUGAUAUUAGCGUUAAACAUGAAAUCGUGUAUUGCUUUCGUGACUCCAAACUUUUAUUUAAAACCCGGUAUCGUCCUUUGGAUUUCAGCAUGUAUCAUUGAGCAUGCUAAAGGUACAACAAAUAAGGCUUUUUAAAUGGUUAGAAAAUAGAAGAGCAUUAGAGAAUCUUACUAUAACUCUAUACAAUAUUUUCGAUACACAACAAGAUUAAAGGGCCAGAACUGAACUGACAGGUGUGUGAUAAUAAAAGAAAAUUACUGCAACGGCUUUCAUGUCAACAAUCAUCUUUUGUGACUUGUUAUUUGUGAUUGUAUCUACUGGAAAACACUUCCUUCUCUCUUAAGUUUUUUUCUGCGUGUAUUAUUGAAGAAUCUAAAAAUUUAACAGUGUUCCACUAUAAUAAAUUAAGGAAUAAAGAAGAUCAUGACCUGAAAGUUUUAUUGAAUUCGAAUAUUACUUGGAAGUGUUUAUUGUUCGAUGAUUUCCACUAAGGAGAAUGUGAAGCAAAGUAAACACGAUAAAGACCCGUUUAUAAUUCUUCUAAAGAAAAAUAUAAUUUCAUAUUUGACGAUUCCAGUCAAUUUAAACAAAAAUCUUAAACUUUAUUGUUUUUUUUCAUAUCAUACACUGGAAAUUUUAAUAUCAAUUUUAUUUUGGUACUGCAACAGCAUCGGAAUCACAGCACUAAAUAAAUAUUUAUUUGAUGUUGCUGGGUUCAAUUUACCGCUUUUAGUGGCAUUUGUUCAUUUUUCCUGUGUUAGUAUUGGCCUUAUAGUGUUUUUUUUCUUUUUCCCUUCUUAUGAUGAGGAUUCGUCUCUUUAUAAUUUGAUUUCGUCAGCCACAUGGUCCAAACUUAUUCCAACUUUCCUCUUUUAGUUGGUGUUUUAGCAGCUUUGGAUGUUAGUUUAUCGAAUUUGUCUUAUGCUGAAGUUUCCAUUUCAGUUAUUACUAUUGUCAAAUCGUCUUCCAUUGUUAUAACGUAUUUGCUUUCGGUUGCUAUGAAGCUUGAAAAAUUCAGUUAUCGUUUUUUUUCUGCUGUAACAUUGACGUUUCUUAGUAUUUGUCUUACAGUGAACUCCAUGGUGGUAAAGCGAAAAAUAGGAGUAAUUUAUUUGUUUGGAGCAGUGUUAGCUGGCGGUUGCCGUUGGGUUUUAGUUCAUGAACAGCUUCAAGUAAAAAAGUAUAGUCCCUUGCAGCUUAUGUUAUUAACACAGCCUGUCUGUGCUGUAGCUUUAGCGCUUCCCUGUUUUUAUAUAGAUGUGGUUCAAUUAACAGGGUUUCGGAGCGCUAAAAUUCUUGUUUACAAUAGUUCUUACAUUUUUGUUUUGAUUUUUUUUUCUUCUUGUUUGGGGUUUUUUCUUUUAAUAUCUGAGUACUACAUAGUUAUGUUAACGUCGUCUUUAACCCUCACAAUAGCAGGUGUAGGAAAAGAAGUUUGCACAAUUUUUAUGUCCAUUUUGUUAUUCAACGAAAGCAUUAGUAUUAAAUCGUUUGUGGGAAUUCUCGCAUCGAUUUCCUGCAUUCUUUUUUAUACCUAUUUACGUUCUACGUCUCCAGAUUACACAUUGUUACAUUCUGUCGAUAGUGGCAAUUUAUCGUCAUUUGAGGAAUUAAGGGUUUCCUGCAGUACUGAAGAAAAAAUUCUUGUGCAACCUUUUAAUGUUGUCUCCACAUUAUAGCAUUGUUAUCGACAUAAUUGGACGAAUUAAUGUCAUGUUUAGCAUUCAAAGUAUGAAGAAACAUUGAAUAAAUCUUUGCAUAAUCAAAGUUUUUUUUUCAAUCCGUUUGAACUGUUACUAUUUAAAUUUGUUGUCGAUUUACUACAAUGCAAAUCAAUGUACGGGUAUUCAAUUUGUUUUAAAUCAAUAAUGUUCAUUUGACACAUUAUUAAUUGAUCUACUUUGUAAUAAAAAAAUAAUUUAUGCUGAAACAUAAGAACA
Hylaeus volcanicus is the source of this 2123-nucleotide messenger RNA. RefSeq names its product solute carrier family 35 member C2-like. Gene Ontology annotation, molecular function: antiporter activity. Gene Ontology annotation, biological process: UDP-glucose transmembrane transport. The record is from RefSeq and is a predicted model, not a curated record. Gene Ontology annotation, cellular component: endoplasmic reticulum-Golgi intermediate compartment; Golgi apparatus; cis-Golgi network. Bases 1026 to 1862 code for a protein of 278 amino acids. Lineage: Eukaryota; Metazoa; Arthropoda; Insecta; Hymenoptera; Colletidae. The transcript has 11 exons.